Melitaea cinxia (Glanville fritillary) is the source of this 1215-nucleotide messenger RNA. RefSeq lists its product as uncharacterized. NCBI's taxonomy places the organism in Eukaryota, Metazoa, Arthropoda, Insecta, Lepidoptera, Nymphalidae. The record is from RefSeq and is a predicted model, not a curated record. The transcript is spliced from 2 exons. The coding region runs from base 1 to 1215 and encodes 404 amino acids.
AUGUCCACUGAAGAUAAAUUAUCAGUGCCUUCGGCAGCUUCCCCCUUGGGAAAACAAUUAAAAGAUAUUUCCGAACUCAAAAAACAGCGAGGUAAUUUGAAAGGUCGGUUAACACAAUUUAAAAAAUAUUUAGAUUCAUUGCCUUGUAAUUCUAUAUCUCAAAUUCAAGUUAAAGAAGUUAAAUUAAGAAUGCAAACAGCUCAAGAUCAUUUUAAUACUUUUAACAACAUUCAAAAUCAAAUUGAGCUAAUUUUACCAGAGUCGGAAUAUACAGCAAACUUUGAGUAUGUAGAAUCUUUCGAAUCAUUAUAUUUUAACGUCCUAGCUACAGCUGAAAGUAUAGUCGAAAAUUCCGUUGAAAGUCUAAAAUGUAGCAGUAAAUCGUCAGUGCAAUCGAAUGUUAAGCUGCCGGACAUAAAAUUACCCUCCUUUGAUGGUUCGUUUGAUCAGUGGCUAGAAUAUAGGAAUUCGUAUAUUACUAUGAUACACAACCGUUCAGACUUAGACGAAAUUCAGAAAUUUCAUUAUUUAAAGGCUUCGCUGAGCGGUUGUGCGUUACAAGUUAUAAGCGCUUUGGAAUUUACAGCGGAUAAUUACGUGCAUGCCUGGGAUCUACUUCAUAGUAGAUUUCAUAAUACGCGACUUCUUAUACAGAACCACUUGAAAUCAUUAUUUUCUAUCACUCCGCUCAAGCAGGAAUCCCACUUGCAGAUUCGUAGGUUAAUAGAUACUACACUGAGAAACCUGCGUGCUUUAAAAUCAUUAAACGAACCUACUGAACAUUGGGAUACAAUAAUUAUAUACUUAGUUGUAUCUAAAUUAGACGCAUCUACUGAGCGGGAAUGGGAGAAUUAUAAGGGAUCAAUUUUAACUGAUUCGAAUAAACGACUAAAAUUAGAUGAUUUACUGAUAUUCUUAAGAAAUAAAUCGAAUACCCUCGAGAUGAUUAGUUCUAGUCAAAAUAAGUUGCCUCAAUACGACAAUUUAAAACGUUUCUGGGAAAUAGAAAACGUAUCUCAGUCCAGUAACAUUCUUACUGCUGAUGAGCGUAUAUGCGAGGAUCUAUUUAAAAAUACGACUAAACGAGACAUCGAUGGUAGGUUUUCAGUACGCAUUCCUUUGAAACAAUCACCAGAUGUUUUAGGUGAUUCGUAUAAUUUAGCAAUAAAUAGGUUUUUCGCAUUAGAACGUAAACUUGAGCGCACACCAGAAUAG